AUGGAAAUAGCAGCCGACAGCCAGGAAUCUGGCAGUCCACCGCCGAGCCCCACCGACUCCGCCGCAUCAGAACCUGCGCCCACCCUAGUUCACAUCAAACAGGAGACAAUGGCACCAGACACUGAUAUAAAGGAAUACUAUGGAUCUUUAGACUUUGGCAUAACUGAUACUUAUCUUCCGCCGAAUUAUGCAGAAUACGAACGAAGUUAUCUAUCAAGACCCUUAGAUUUACCUAAUCAAAGGUUUCUUGAUCCCGGAAAAAGUCCUGAUGAGAGAGACGAAGAUUCUAAAGAAGAUGGCGAACUUGAUGUUAGCUCCGAACUUAAUUUACCCAGUGAGCUAGUGUUGAAAGCGGGUGGUAUAUUCGCGAGAGUCAAUAUAGCUAAUGGAACUAAGUACGGACCAUUCAAUGGAAAAUGGGAGACGCAGCCCCUAGACAGAAGAUACGCUUGGGAGGUGCUUGGUAAGAAUGGUAUCCGAGGUUGGCUGGACGGUACGGCAGAGAAGACGAACUGGCUGAAACUGGUGCGCUCAACCAACUAUCCUCACGACGUCAACGUUCAGCAUCUGUUGGUUGCCGGACAAAUUUGGUACAAAGUGACUCGUGAGAUAGUUUCCGGGCAGGAGUUAUUGCUUGGUCCACGGACGCCACUACCAUUGCAAGACGUGUUAGCAGCUGCAGGUCGAGAAAGUUCGAACAUAAAUUCCUCGAGCGGGUCCCAGUCUGUAGGCGAAGAAGAAGAACGCGAGGACACGGAACCGAGGUGCUCCUUCUGCGAUUCACCAUUCCCUAACAUUGAUGUGCUUGACCGCCACUUGAUCCAGGCGCAUGCUCAACCCGCAGCCGCGUUCCACUGUGAGCUUUGCAACCGUGCUUAUAGUUCUCGUGCAUUGUUGUUGAGGCAUCGGGCUCUUGCUCAUACAGACAUAAGGAAAUAUCCUUGUGAGAACUGCCCCAAGGUAUUUACCGAUCCUUCCAACCUGCAGCGCCACAUCCGCGCGCAGCACGUGGGUGCACGCAGCCACGCAUGUCCAGAGUGCGGCAAGACCUUCGCGACCUCCUCCGGCCUCAAGCAGCACACCCAUAUACACUCCAGUGUUAAGCCCUUCCAAUGCAAGGUUUGCUUCAAGGCUUACACUCAAUUCUCCAAUCUGUGCCGCCACAAACGAAUGCACGUUGCGUGUAGAGCACUUGUUGAGUGUGGAAAGUGCGGUCAGUCCUUCACAUCAUACGCAUCCCUCACUAAACAUAAAAGAUUUUGUGAUACAGCAACAGCUGCAAACGUUAACUUACGUGGCCAACUUCCUCAAGGACUUCCUCAAAUACCGCCCUUACCAAACGUUGGCAUGAAUACUCCAAAUAAUGCUAAUCCGUUUCCCAUGUACAGGGGACCUUUACCGUUACCCUACAACACCUUCGCUCAUUACCCAGCUUUAUUUUCUGCUGCGGCUGCCGCUUGUCCACCAGAAUUUUUAAAUCCUUUGCUAUUUAACGUACAAGGAGCAAGAUUAGCUAUGGAACACGAUAUGGCGAUGAGCGCUAACUUGGCAUCCAAACAACAAGAAGAACGUAUGUCUGUUAAAAGCAUGGACAGCACAACUUCUAUUGAAGAUAUGAAAAGGACUAAAGAUUCAGAAUUUGAAGGUCAUAAGCAGGAGGAUAAUUUGGAUAGAAAUACACCAACGAAUUCUCAUGGUCUAUAUGUAAAACCCUCUCUUCCUUCUGCAGAGCGGCCCUCAACCCAGCAACGUUGCUCGCCUGCAAAGCCUGUUCCGGCACCAUUAAAUUCGUUCAACUUUUCAAGAGACGACAUGAAACAGAAUACACCUUUUAACUUGUCGCUAAAGCUCAAUAACAAUGACUGUGUGGGAAGGAAAUCAGCUUCACCAUCUACAGCUAAAGAUUUAUCCAAUAUCUCAGGAAACGAUGUUGAUAAACAUUCUUCGUAUUCAGAUACCGAGGAAGAUGCGAAAAAAGAUCAAGGUGAUCAACCGCUAGAUCUAUCUGUCUCAAGAAAACAAAGCGACAAAGAGUCUGAGAUCGACAACGAUGAUCGCUCCUUUCGUAAUUCAUCAGUCAAGUCUUAUUCACCACCAGAAAGUCCAAAUGAACGCGAGACUAAAACUCCUGAGAAUGAUACAAUAGAUGUUGAUGUGGAAGGAGUAGAACCGAAACGUGAAGAUUCACCACAGCAAAUGGUGUCCACACCAUUAGCGUUUCCAAUGCCCGUCCAUCCUCAACAUAACAAUAGCAUAAUUGACGCGAUGUACCGACCUCGAUUUUCGUCCUUUCACACUGCCUCUGAUUCGCUUCUGAACCCCUCGCAUUCACCAUAUGUACCCAGUCCGUUUAAUUUUUUAUCCCCACUUCUCGGUACUGACGGUCCAGAUAGACAACCGAGUGCGUACGCCAAGUUUAGAGAACUGAGUGCUGGAACAGGUAAGCUCCGUGACCGUUACGCUUGUAAAUUUUGCGGAAAAGUAUUUCCAAGGAGCGCCAAUCUGACACGACAUUUGAGGACUCACACAGGAGAGCAGCCCUACAAAUGCAAAUAUUGUGAGCGAUCUUUCUCUAUUUCGUCCAACUUGCAGCGACACGUUCGCAACAUACAUAACAAGGAACGUCCAUUUCGGUGUCCUUUAUGCGAUAGAUGCUUUGGACAGCAGACGAACCUCGAUCGACAUUUGAAGAAGCACGAGGCAGAAGGGGGAGAUUCGCCCAGUUCAGCGGACACAGAAAGAGAAGACGCUUAUUUUGACGAUAUAAGAUCAUUUAUGGGGAAGGUGACUUGUUCGCCAGGAGCUCGCACCCCACCAGCGACCUCGCCGCAUACUCCUCACCCUCCGCAUCCACCUCACCGUCCCUCCCUUGCCAUCUCUACAUAG
Messenger RNA from Parnassius apollo (apollo), 2886 nucleotides. Lineage: Eukaryota; Metazoa; Arthropoda; Insecta; Lepidoptera; Papilionidae. The record is from the annotation of a GenBank genome assembly.